This is a messenger RNA of Alnus glutinosa, 3961 nucleotides long. RefSeq names its product ATP-dependent DNA helicase SRS2-like protein At4g25120. The record is from RefSeq and is a predicted model, not a curated record. NCBI's taxonomy places the organism in Eukaryota, Viridiplantae, Streptophyta, Magnoliopsida, Fagales, Betulaceae. Gene Ontology annotation, cellular component: nucleus. Gene Ontology annotation, molecular function: DNA binding; hydrolase activity; 3'-5' DNA helicase activity. The transcript is spliced from 29 exons. Gene Ontology annotation, biological process: recombinational repair. The coding region runs from base 132 to 3611 and encodes 1159 amino acids.
AAAGCCCGAUUAUUUGAAUUUGACGGAGGGGGGAGAAACCGAACAGAAACUCAAAAAGCUGUGUCCUUUCUAUUUGCUCCUCCACCCACCUCCCUCCUAGGGUUCAGCUUUUGAGCCACACUUUCCUCUUAAUGUCUAAGGAAAAUGCGCAUGCAAUGGUGCCUCAAAUUUCUAGAGGAGAAAUCACAGAUGAACAAAAGGCUCGAAUUUCUCUGAACUUCAGAGCCGCAAAGGCACUACUUGCUCGCAAACGGCCUCGCCUCGAAGCAUCCCCUCAUCAUCAAUUUCCUCCUCACAAAAUUGUGGAUGCAAAUGGAAUUGCAACCCCGGUUACUAGCAUCAAGAGGGUUCCUCUUGCAGAGGUACCGACAAACACGCCAUCCCCAUCUUUUGUGAUGGGGGUCAAGUCAACAGGUUGUGAAAAUAGGAGCAGUUCCUGUUCUGGGGGCGUAACUAUCAAUCGGAUGGAAUUAACUGAUCAUAGUUCUAGAGCAAGCAGGAUUGGUGUUCCUUUAGAGAAUGACCACUUGUUAGAUUCUUUUAAAACUCCUCUGAAACAACCAGAAUGUUCUACUUUAAUUGAUUCCGUUUCGAUGCCUAGCAUUCUAGAUGAUGAUUUUGAUGAGUCCAUUUUAGAAGAAAUAGAUGUCUUCUGUGACCAGAAAUCUGCAGAAAAAGCAGAGAGGGAGGUUCCUAGUGGUGAAAUUUUUGUGGGUAGUCAGCAUACUAAUAAUAGUAGUAGUAUACUCAGCACCACUUUGGAGCCUGCCACAGGGUACGAGGAUGUGAGAAGUCAAGGCACAUUGGAUUCUGGAAGUCAUUUAGACACUCGAGCAAACGGGUCAGGUACUUCUCAGACCGUACAGACUGGGAACAUGCCUGAGGAGUACCUGAAAUAUUUGCAGUCUCUGAAUGACAGGCAAAGAGAAGCAUCUUGUUAUGAUAUUUCAGUCCCUUUGAUGAUUGUUGCUGGUCCUGGAAGUGGAAAGACUUCCACAAUGGUUGGGCGUGUGUUUAUGCUGCUUAAUGAGGGUAUUAGUCCGUCAAACAUUCUGGCGAUGACUUUUACUACAGCAGCAGCUUCUGAGAUGAGAGAUCGCAUUGGUGCAGUGGCUGGAAAGGCAACUGCUAAGGAGCUCACAAUCAGCACGUUCCAUUCAUUUUCCUUGCAACUUUGUCGUUCACAUGCAGAGAAGUUAGGGCGCACAUCAGAAUUCCUAAUAUAUGGACAAGGGCAACAGAGAAAAGCAACUAUUGAGGCUGUGCGGUUAUUAGAAAAUGAGAAAAGUAUACAAAAUCAUAAUGCCUGCAUACUUGGUGAAGGGUCUAAUGGUCUAACGUCUCUGCAACAUCUUAAGGAUAAGUCAAGGAAAUGGCUGAAGUUUGUGACCAAGGCUAAAGCUUCUGGUAGGACUCCUGAAGAAUGCCGUAAAAUGGGUGAUGACAUCGGAGCUGCAAUUCUCGGGAACUACAAUGACAUUUUAAAGUCUUGUAAUGCUCUGGAUUACCAUGACCUCAUCAGCUGUUCUGUAAAGCUGCUUACUGAUUUUCCUGAAGUAUUCAAGGAGUGCAAGGAUUUAUGGAAAGCCAUUGUAAUAGAUGAGUUUCAAGACACAAGUUCCAUGCAAUACAAUCUUCUGCGGAUUCUUGCAUCUCAUAACCACAUAACUAUUGUUGGUGAUGACGAUCAGUCCAUUUUUAGUUUUAAUGGAGCUGACAUUUCUGGAUUUGAUUCGUUUCGCAAAGAUUUUCCGAACUACAAAGAGAUCAGACUUAAUAAAAACUAUCGAUCCACACGCUGUAUUGUGGAGGCUGCAUCUUCUCUUAUACAAAAUAAUAAAAACCGAUGCCAGUUAAAAGAUGUUAUCACUGAUAAUUCUUCUGGAUCUAAGAUAACUAUUAAAGAAUGUCACAAUGAGGAUGCACAGUGUGCAUUUGUUGUUGACAAGAUCUUGGAAACUGCUUCUAAUGGUUCUGCUGCGAGCUGCUCCUUUGGCAACAUUGCAAUUCUUUACCGGAGGCAGGUAUCAGGAAAAGUCUUCCAAAUGACUUUCCGUGAAAGAAAAGUACCUUUUAACAUUCAUGGUGUAGCAUUCUAUCGGAAAAAGGUUGUUAGAGCCAUUGUUGCUAUGCUUAGAACAACAUUGCCCGCUUGUGAUGAUGCCCAAUACCGUCAGGUCUUCAAGGCUUUACUUCCUUUUGAGAAAGAGGAAAAGAAGAGGGUAAUUGACCACAUUGACAAAAUAUCAACUGUUAGAAAAUGUAGCUUUAUAUCAGCUGCUUCCGACAUCUUUAGUGCAAAGGUUUCUGGUACCUUCAAGAGGAGUCAGCUCACCCAAGGACGCAAGGUGCUGUCAACACUUGAGAUAGUAUCAAAACUUGUUCACAGGGAACAAUCAAUUUCAGCUGUCAUAACCUCAGUAGCAAACAUGGUACCUCAGAAAUACCUUCUUGAGCAACGGGCAAUUAUUGAUGUUGAUGGAGGAAAAUUGUUGAAUGAAGACAAUGACAUCAGAUCUGUUCUUCAGUACUUGCUGGAUGACGUCUCUGAAUUUUUAUCAACUAAAUUCCUUGCUGUGGAAGGGGCUAGCAAAAUUAUAGUAGAAGAAAAAGGUUGUGUUAAUGUGCUCAAAGCUUUUAUUGACUUCAUAUCUGAGCGCGAGAGAGAAAAUUUUCGCUCUAGGAGACAUAAUAAUGAAAACUCUGUCACCUUGACUACCAUUCAUCAGUCAAAAGGCUUAGAAUGGGAUGUUGUUUUCAUUGUUAAGGCGAAUGAAUCUGAAAUUCCUUUGUUGCAUGAAUUUAAUGGCGUUGCAAAGGAAAAUGGGACCUCAAUUGAGGAGGAAAGGCGCCUGUUAUAUGUUGCCAUGACUCGUGCUCGGAAAAGACUUUUCAUUCUGUAUGUCAUGAUGGAUUCCAAUUGGCAGAUGCUUCAACCAUCAAGAUUUCUCAAAGAAAUUCCAGAUCAUCUUCGAGAGGUUCAGGCUGAACUCAGUAUACAAGAUUUACAAACAAAGCAGGAACACAUUCCAAAUGAAACCAUGCAGUUUUCCGUUGAUCUACCAAGAGAAAAAGAACUUUCUGAAGUAGAUAUGGUGCCAGAUGAGUUCCUAAAUACUUGUAAUUAUAAGGCUUCAGAAGAGUGGAAAGAACCAGUUGAGGCAAGCAAUGGGAAUAGUUUCUUAAGAAGAUUCAGUGUCGAGGAUAGAUUGGUUAUUUCCCAUUUAUUCCAUAAAUGGGCUAAGAAGCAAGCAUUUCAAAAUCCUAAGAGGUUGCUUGACAAGGUGGGCUUUGUGAUUGAUGAACGCCUAAGAGCCAAGAAAAACAAACACAAGGAUGUUUUGAGUGCUCUGAAGUCUUGCUUGAGCUGUGAUGAAGCAUUUCAAUAUGCAGAAUAUGUUUUGAGAUGGGAGAAAAUUCCUGCUGAUAAACGUGCCCAUUUCAUGCGGGAAAAGCAGGAGCAUUUCCAAAAACUAAGGAUUGAGAAUUCAAUGGGUUCAUCAGAACCAACAUGUAAACAGAUCUCUUUUUUGCAAAGUUUGGGAUGCACUGUCACCCCUUCAUCGCGUCUCCAUGCUUCACGUUUGAUCGAGCAGUAUAAAUCAUUGUGAUUAUUCGUCGUUACAAUUCCUGCGUGUUGUGAAAGGUCAUUUAUAAAUGUCUCUAAUGUUUGGUUAACGUAGGUUUAUACAAUGAUUGUCGUCGUAAAUCUUAUGAACUGUCAAGCCUAAAGAAAGGGCCAACUCACAGUUGAUAUUGAGGGUCAAUUUAGAUGCGUCUCAAAAGGCAUUGCUUAUUGCCUUGAGAGAAUGAAAGGUGAGCCAGUUUAUGUUUCGAGCCCCACGAUGAAAUAUAAUUAUAUGUAUAGUUUUACUUCCCCUUCUAUUAUGGAAGGUAUUAAUCUUGAAUUAUCACGUAGAACAUUGAAAAGAAAACGGAAGAUAUUUAUUUCAUUUUGUUA